Messenger RNA from Morone saxatilis (striped sea-bass), 2569 nucleotides. It is a transcript of the gene fez1, whose product is annotated as fasciculation and elongation protein zeta 1 (zygin I). NCBI's taxonomy places the organism in Eukaryota, Metazoa, Chordata, Actinopteri, Moronidae. Gene Ontology annotation, cellular component: cytoplasm; axon. The record is from RefSeq and is a predicted model, not a curated record. The coding region runs from base 337 to 1557 and encodes 406 amino acids. The transcript has 10 exons.
UCAGAGGCCCGGCAGUGCGCAGGCUCUGUGUGAGCUGGGCUGGCUGCCUAUUGAUUGGAAAACAACGGGCUGUGGGAGGACAGAUAAGGGUGGCUGCGGGCUAACGGGUGAGGGAAGGGAUACAGACCAAAAGCUCGGACCACAUUGCCAUCUUCACCUCCCUGAUUGUUUCACCCUCUCUCUUUCACCCUGGAAUGACUGCUGCUGCUCAUCGGUGGAUUUUGCAGCGGAGGGAGGCUUAGGCACAGAUUCUCCUCGUCUGAGCAGAUCCUGCCUGCACACUGAGCCACAACAACAUCCACUGCAGGGCUCAGAGACUAACAAACGGGGGACACCAUGGAGGCCCCUCUUGUGUGUUUGGAUGAGGAGUUCGAUGACCUCCGGCCUUGCCGUAUGGACGAUCUGGACCACCCGACGCUCACCCACUCCUCUUACUCCACCACCACCACCAUCCCCCUGGCCUCCAUCACCCGCGAGGACUUCUCUGAACUGGAGAACUUCUCCGAGAUGAUGAGCUUCAAGUCUAUGGAGGAUCUGGUCAACGAGUUUGACGAGAAGCUCAAUGUCUGCUUCCACAACUACAACACCAAGACGGAGGGCCUAGCGCCCAUACGCAACCAGUCGCACAACCAGGAGGAUGAGGAGAGGCUGCAGGACGAAGAUGUGUGGGACGCUCUAACUGACAACUACAUCUCCACCUGGGACGGUUCCGACUCAGAGGGACUCAACGGCAAUCUUUGUGACCAGGAGAUCCACGAAAAAGAGGAGGAGGAAAUGAAUGAGAAGAAUGACAACGCCAACUGCCUGAAUGAAGAGCCUCUCAUCACAGCUGAUCAGGUCAUUGAGGAGAUAGUCGAGAUGAUGGAGAACUCUCCGGAUCCUGGCGAAACUGAGGAAGAGGAUGAAGAGGAGAGCAGCCACUGCUCCUCCAGGACCAACCCCUCUCUGCUGGAGGAGAUCAGGCAGCUGUCACAGGCCUCCAACAACAACUGCUCCUAUGAAGGCCUGAGCCUGAUGCCCAGCUCAGCUCUUGUCGAGCUGCUGCAACGGGUGGAGGCCGCCAUCCGCGAGUACUCAGAGGAGCUGGUCAGCCAGCUGGCUCGGCGUGAAGAGCUGGAGUUUGAGAAAGAGGUGAAGAACACAUUCAUCACGGCCCUGAUGGAGGUGCAGAACAGGCAGAAGGAGCAGCGAGACAGCAGCAAACGUCGGCGCCGGGACAAGGCCCUGAGCCUGCAGGGGGGCGGGGUGGCAUCUGUGAACGGAGGGAAUACUGUCUCCGUGGGUCCCACGGAGAAGACAGGGAGCAUGCCUGUCAAGCGUUUCAGCAUGGAGGGGCUGUCUAACAUCCUGCAGACGGGCAUCAGACAGACAUUUGGAAGCACAGGGAAUGAUAAACAGUAUCUAAACACAGUUAUUCCAUAUGAGAAGAAAGCCACCCCUCCAUCUGUGGAAGAUCUGCAGAUGCUCACAAAAAUUCUUUAUGCCAUGAAGGAAGACAGUGAGAAGGUGCCUUCACUGCUAACUGACUACAUAUUGAAAGUCUUGUGUCCUACCUAAAGCAUCGCCAGGCUAGGGGCCGCUGUGUGACGGAGAAUUCUUCCAACCCUCCUUACCUCUGGCCCAAGCUGCAUGACCUCCCUCUUUUACCAUUAUCAACCAUGGAUCCUCACCAUCGACAUUAUUGUACUCACCUCAACUAUGACUACUGCCUUUCGCUGAGCUCACCUUCUCCCAUCCUGCACAUUAAGCUCAGGCCAGACCCAAAAUGGCCGCCAUCAGAAUAGUUAAACAAGUGGGACGGCCAACCCCACUUUUAAAGGGACUUCACUAAUGGAGCAUGACAUGCUAAAUACCACAACACCACUUUGGUACAGGGAUACAACGUUAUCAUUGCUUUCUUUUCCUUAAUGUCUUCUACAUUUUUUUUUAGUUUUUUUUUUAAACUUUUCUUUGUUUCCUGUAACAGAAUUUCAAUGUUGCCAAGUUUUGACUCUUAUUUAUAAACUGACCUCUUAACCACUGAGUUCUGAUAGUUUUAGUCAUUGAUUCAUAAGGACUACACUGUAAAAUAAAUGAAACGCCAUAUUGCAUCCACAAGUGAUUGUUUCCCUGUAUUGUUUCAGAUGAAAACAGUUGUUCAUUUGAAUACAAAAGCCAUGCACCUUUUUCUGCCAACUUAGUACUGUAGCUCCAUGUGAAUGACAAGAAACACACGACUAUUACGGGUGCAGUGCAGUGCAUUACAAAGCUUUCUUUUUCUUUUUACUUCACUAUCUGAAUAUCCAGUGCUCUUCUGACUUUUCUGAAAUCUCUUUUAAUUUGUAUCUGAAUAUUUGAUAUAAACUCUGUUGCAGAUUUUCUACUUUUAUUUACUGUGUCAUCAUAGCGACAGGCUUCUGUGCAUUCCACCCGAUUCAGGUGUAUCACUGAGUUUUCCGUGGAUAAAACAUCCCCUGAUGAGAUGAGCUCAUUUCCAUAAAGGCGUGCAUAUUAGCAUAUUUAUGACUUCCUUUGCGCCAUGUAGGUGAAUGUUACAUCGCUAAUCGCAAAUUCUAAUAAACAUUGUACC